This is a messenger RNA of Fomitopsis serialis, 1968 nucleotides long. RefSeq names its product fungal-specific transcription factor domain-containing protein. NCBI's taxonomy places the organism in Eukaryota, Fungi, Basidiomycota, Agaricomycetes, Polyporales, Fomitopsidaceae. The transcript has 13 exons. Gene Ontology annotation, molecular function: zinc ion binding; DNA binding; DNA-binding transcription factor activity, RNA polymerase II-specific. Gene Ontology annotation, biological process: DNA-templated transcription; regulation of DNA-templated transcription. The record is from RefSeq and is a predicted model, not a curated record. Bases 1 to 1968 code for a protein of 655 amino acids.
AUGGCGUCGCGCACCAAGAAGGAGCUCUCCACGUCCCCGACCCCGCGCGAAGCCGCGUCGCCCGAGGAGAGUAGCAAGGUUAAGAGAAAGCGCCAGUCUCAGAGCUGCGACGCGUGUCGCGCACGCAAGGUCAGAUGCGCCCGCGAGAAUCCCGACGAUCCCAAGACCUCCUGCAAACACUGCAUCGCCCUCAACAUCCCCUGCACCUAUGACUACCAGCCCAAAAAACGCGGGCCUCCCAACCUGUUGCAGGAGGCGGCCGCAGCUCAGGCGGCCGCAGCCCAGCAGCACGCAGAGGCCAGUGGCUCUGACAUGAGUCAGUCCCCUGCCUCCACCUCCCAUGCCGCGACCAGUCCCACACAUGCCCUCUCGCCGUCAGUGCCUGGUGCCAUCUCAUUCCUGGACCAGUCGCUCGCGAGCGUGCCGACCAUGGCGUCGACCGCCCUAACCCCUUCGCGCUAUCCAAUCACCGCGGACGGCUUCACCUCACACUACAAUCCGAUGCCCUCCCUCGGCACAGCCUAUACGGCCGCCCGCGAGGAAUACGUCCCUCCGCAAGAUCACGACGAUACCCCGCUAUCCUACUACUACCGUGCCCAUCGACUCGAAGAUGUCGCCCCGAGGGACACCAUCCUCCUCAUCCUGGCUCUUUUCUUCGACUUUGUGUAUCCGCUGACGCCGUGCAUCCACAAGCAGUCCUUCAUGGCUGACAUCCACUCCCGUCGCGAGGAGCGAGAUCCACUCUUUUUCGCGCUCGUCAUGUCGACCGUUGCUGCGACCCUCGUACAGGUGCCCAGGUCCUACCUGCCUAUGGACCGGCAUGCCGUCCGCAAGCUUGCGCAGACCUGUCACGAAGCCUCGCGACACAUCUCCGUCGCGUCAUAUGAUCCGCCGACCUCCAUGCACGUAGUCGUCCGUUACUUUGACACGGUCUACCACUUCUGCGAGGGCCACGAUGCAACACAACACGCUGCCUUCGGUGAGGCAGCGCACAUCGCGAUUACGCUUCGCAUGCACGAGGAGUCCUCCUACGAGGGCCUGGACCUCAUAGAGUGCGAAGUUCGUCGACGGACCUUUUGGCUGCUUUUUGGGGCGGACAAGUCAAUGUCGAUCCUGCUGGGGCGACCCAUCUCGCUUCGCGACGAGGACACCACGUGUAAUUUUCCUAGGGAGCUAGAUGACGAGUACAUCACACACAGCGCGUACCUGCCCCAGCCGCACGGCAAGACGGCGAUCGUGUCCGGUUUGAACUACAUAUCGCGCAUCUUCGCGCUGCUCGGCGAGAUCCUCGUACGCAUUCGCGUCGACAAGCGCUCCCCGCCGCAGGGCCAGUUCCUCACUGCGCGCCUCGAGGAGCCCGAGCUACCUUCCCCGGAGCUCGGCGGCCCGAACUUCCGCCAGACGACCCUCGGCGAGGUCAAAGACUUCUUCGACAAUCCGAACGCAAGCCGUGCGAAUGCGCUGAACCCGUUCCUGGUCAUGCAGGCGAACGUCUACGUCACACAGCAACUCGUCCGGUUUGUUAUCGAGCAGUACCGCGACGAGCUCAUCACGUCGCUCCAGGGGAACAUCGACGAGCAGCGCGUUGCUGAGGAGCGCGAGGCGGUUGCCAGCGAGCUUCUCAACAUAUUGCACAGGUCAGUGGUCUUGCGUCCCUCUGUUCCGGGGCUUGUUGCCACCGCGUCCCUCACGUACGGCUCGCUUACGACGCCGGGAUCCCACAGCAUCCCGAUUCAGAGCAUCGCGACCAACGGGCCCUCAUUGGUGCAUAAAGUGCGCUUCGUCGCGUCAACGCUGCUGGACGCGGUGCGAAAGGCGGAGACGGCUCCAGCGUCCGCUGCCCGGGCUCACGCGUAUCUCUGGGACUUCCUGUCGAUUCUGUCUGAGAUCGAGCGGAACUAUCUGCUGGACGACGAGCCGCGCGACCCAGGCGCGAGCGCGGACGCGCUGCCUCUCCUGGGCAGCUGA